Molecule: messenger RNA, 4490 nt
Organism: Physeter macrocephalus (sperm whale)
Lineage: Eukaryota; Metazoa; Chordata; Mammalia; Artiodactyla; Physeteridae
Gene: MXD1
Product: MAX dimerization protein 1
Exons: 6
Coding region: 247-912 (221 amino acids)
Biological process (GO): negative regulation of transcription by RNA polymerase II
Molecular function (GO): DNA-binding transcription factor activity, RNA polymerase II-specific; RNA polymerase II cis-regulatory region sequence-specific DNA binding; protein dimerization activity
Source: RefSeq, a predicted model, not a curated record
GGGACGGUGAGUCGGAGAUAAACACUCCGCGGCGGUGGCGGCUGCUGCUCUUCUUUGGGUUCUGUCACGGUGUCGGUGGUGCUCGGCUCACCGGUCCCCUCCCCCUUCCGGCGAGCGUGGUCGCCAGAGAGCGUGGUCUCAGCCCUGCUCUACGGGGUCCACAGCGGGGCGUGGGUGUCCGGCGGCAGCGGCGGCAAGCCCGUGGGCAGUGGGGGUUGGUCCAGUGGCUCCGGCCCCCGGUGCAGAAUGGCGGCGGCGGUUCGGAUGAACAUCCAGAUGCUGCUGGAGGCGGCCGACUACCUGGAGCGGCGGGAGAGAGAAGCUGAACAUGGUUAUGCCUCCAUGUUACCAUACAAUAACAAGGACAGAGAUGCCUUAAAACGGAGGAGCAAAUCCAAGAAGAAUAACAGCAGUAGCAGAUCGACUCACAAUGAAAUGGAGAAGAAUAGACGGGCCCACCUUCGCCUGUGCCUGGAAAAGUUGAAGGGGCUGGUGCCACUUGGUCCAGAAUCAAAUCGACACACUACAUUGAGUUUAUUAACAAAAGCCAAAUUGCACAUAAAGAAACUUGAAGACUGUGACAGAAAAGCCAUUCACCAGAUAGACCAGCUUCAGCGAGAGCAGCGACACCUGAAGAGGCAGCUGGAGCAGCUGGGCAUCGAGAGGAUACGGACGGACAGCACCGGUUCCACGGUCUCCUCGGAGCGCUCCGACUCCGACAGGGAAGAGAUCGACGUGGACGUCGAAAGCACAGACGAUCUCACGGGCGACCUGGACUGGAGCAGCAGCAGCGUGAGCGACUCGGACGAGCGGGGAAGCAUGCAGAGCCUGGGCAGUGACGAGGGCUACUCCAGCUCCAGCAUCAAGAGAAGAAAGCUCCAGGACGGUCACAAGACGUGUCUUGGGCUCUAGGAGAGCGUGGUCGCUUCGGCUGCCGCCCAGAUGGUCCUGCCCGUCGGCUCCGAUUAGGUAGCGUAUCGGACCUGCCCACAUUUCCCUCGCACGUCAGCUUCCGUGUUCCACCGUCACCAAAAGCAGCUGUGCAAAAGUUGUCAAGGAAGUGCUUAGGAGUGUGGGUUUCUUUUUUUUGUUUCUUUUUCUUUUUCUUUUUCUUUUAUCCCCGAUCCACAACUUGAAUGGGGUUGAGCGGGCCCCCGCGCCUGCUGGCGUAGGGUAGGCACACGCUGAGCCAGUCAGUGCAGCCUGGACACCUGAGGGCGUCACAGACCCCUUACUGCUCAGUCUGGGGUGGAUGAAUGCCACUCGUCCCUCUAAGAAGUUGGGGGACGCCGACCAGGAUUGUGGGUUUCUGAUUGCAUCCUCUAGCUUCUCACUUUCGCUCCAUAAAAAUUCGUCUCUGACAGACUGUACAUUCCAAUCACUUUGAAACACCCAAGAAUUCUUAGAUGGGAUAAGCACUUACUCACAUCUAGGCAAUUUCCCCCUCUUAUUUACUGUCCCCGUGUAGUCUACGAGACCUUCCUUGAAGUUUUCUGGCUUCCUCUGUGACUUGCCUAGCGGAAAUGUCCGUAUGUGUCUUGUGCUUAGGAAACUGAAGGAAACAAACUUUUAAAGUUGAGAUCCUGAUCUCAGAACUCCAAAGUAAGCUUUGAAAGUGGGAUUUAAGAGCACUUAACCAUGGCCCUCACCGCCCGUGAGCAGGCAGGAAUACCUCCAGAAAACACACACUUCACACACGUCCCGCGCCAACGUCCCCGACCCGCGUGUGGAUGGCCGCAGUAUUUCUCACUCUCCAACGGACCCCUUGCGAGCACGUCUUUGGGGUAGCACAGCUUAUAAAAGUUCCAACGUCAUUUGUUCUCACGAACAGAACGGUACAGUCUGUUUUUGUGCGCUGUCCUUGGGACCGCGCUGUGUCCUGCUCUCCCAAGGCACAUUUCCCCUCCAAGUCGGUUAUGCUCCUUGUCUCUGGAACAUUUUUUUUUCCUACCUCAGAGAUAAAUGAGAUCUCCAUUUCCCACUUAACACAAACUGAUUAUGCCUCUUUUUUUUUGUUUUUGUUUUCUUCCCCAAAUAAGUGACAUUUGGUCCAAUUCUAAUCUAUUUUCCUGUUUAACUUUCAGCAAUAACUGAGCUUUGGCACUAGCUGAGCUAGUGUCCAUCAUCAGUGAAAGGAAAAGUCCACAUUUCUGCUCUCUGUUGCAGGUGAACGGGAGGGGAUGGUACAGUGUUACUACAAUUCCUCUCCUUAUUGAUUAUUUUUGGACACACCCAGAAACUUCUUUAUGGAGGCUUUUGGGUUAAUAGUUUUAAAGGCUGAUUUUUCUUUUUGGUUAUGAUUUCUCCCUUAAGUGGUCUCCCACUUUGUAGCAUUUUUAUUUAAGCUAAAACAGAGCACAUGUAUAUGUACAUAAGACACAUUAAAUCUAUAAAUACUAUUUAUUCAUUUUAUAUAAACUAAUGUAAUGGAAAAUAAAUUCUUAUGACUGUGCUUUUAUAGAUGUUCUAGAAACUUUGUAUGUAGGUAUCUACAAAAUUGGUUCAUUUCCCCUUAAUACUUUUGCAUUCAUAGUUUUGAGGUCUCGAUGUUUUCAACCUCUGGUGAAUCUUUUUCAAUGAAUUCGAACCAUUUGUAAAACCUGUGACGCUGAAACAGAGCGUGUGUCACAAAGUGAUGAGAACAUUCCUAAAUCCACAGCCGCACUGCAACUUAAGGGCUCCCUGGCUGAACCAGUAGCGGCGGCGCCUGUGCCCCCCGCUGGCCUGUGGUCUCCCCGGCCCCAGACUCACCUCCUCAGCGCCUCUUCCUUGCCCACGACUAAAAGUUCAAAGGCACUCCUCACGGAAGCUCAUUCUGGACAUGAAGAGCAGUCGAAACAAAGAUUACUUUUGUGUUUAUUUUUUCUUUUUAUUGAUUUCUUAAUGUAUUAAAAUUUUUUAAUUGGAAGUAGUGAUUCCCAAAUGAUUCCAAAGUCAUCUGUAAUUCUUCUGUUUUUGUUUUGUUCUGAUUUUCUCUCCAUUUCAGCUUUGGGUGGGGGGAGGGGCAGGUGACACAAAGGAUUUUUUUUGGGGGGGGGGAAUCUUUUCCAAUUACCAGCUGAAGAUUUGCACUGAAAUACAACUUGUAUGCCUUUUGCAUUUUUAAAGCCUGCUUCCUGAAUUUAAGCAGAGUGAUAGUGUUCAAAGAGCCAGCUCAGCCUGUAACAUGUUUGAAAAAGAUAUACCUGCACUUUGAGGUCCCUUUCGAAUGCCAUUCGCUAGACCUCGCAAGCAUUUUAAUUGCUACAUUCAAGCGCCUCACAAGUCCACGAUGCUAGAUCCUGUACAGCAUCGAAAACUCAAGACUUUGGCAAAAGCUUGUGGGCUUGCGUUGGGGGAGGGGAGGGAGGGAACAAAACUUGUGUAUUUGUUUGUUUAAUUUAGAAAUAAGGCAUCUAAGAGAUGCCAUUAUUUUCUGUGUUUUAAUUGUUGUGCCUUUGAGUUAAACUGCAUUUUUGUCUUUUGGUUGAAAUAUGAAAUGUACUGUCCCAAUAUAAAAUAGUGAUUAUUUGACCUUUGCACUGUUUGUCUGGUCCUUUUCAAUUUGAUGGCAUAUAAAUGUGGAACUUAAUAGAUCUCUAUAUUUUUAAUGCACUUGUGAUAAACUGACACCAGGGUUAGACACGACUUUCAAAUCUUGAGGUAGACCGAAUGCUAGACAGGCCUCUCUCUAACCAAAACUGUAACCUUCAGGACCAGCAAACUCAGCCCCAGGCAGCUAACCCCCUUCCCUACGUGGCUGACCAGCCGCCCUGAUGCGCCAAUCUGUCGUGUCAUUCACUGAUCCACCAGCAUAACUGUUAAGAGCUAUACAGUCUUUUUGGUUCUGUUUUGUUGUUGUUGUUGUUUUGUUUUUUUAAGCAAAAUGAAAAACCUUUCUAUUAGGGUUGUUGCGGGGAGGGGACGGGCAAAGAUAUAAGCCCCAGCCUUUAAGACUUUGACUAUUGUACGUAAAUACAGAUGUGUGUAAAUAUAGGCACAUGCAUAUUUUUAUGUGAAAACUGGUUUUAAGAAACUAAAAACAAGUCUACACUCUUAUUGAUACCAUUGCAGUGCAAAUGGGAAAGUAAAGAGUAUGUAGUGCAGUUUAAUUUCAUGCAGUGAGAAAAUAUAUGUGUGCUUCUGUUAACAUCCCAGAAAACCUAGCUUUCCAUGCCUGUUGGCUUAGAAUGGCGGGCAGGCACCCAGGGUAUAUUUGUUUUCUUUUGCUAAGCAGAGAUCUGGAAUUCAAGGUGCUGAUAGCGACCAUGGCUCCUUUCUGUAGUCACAGAUCUAAUGCUAGUGAUUCAGUGUCACCUUUUUGAGCAGGGCCUACAUUUUUCUUCCUGUCAACCCAAAACGAAAAUAAUUUCGGUGUCGAUUCAGAAUUGAGCACUAAGAAGGCCCUGACCCUGCAAUCGGCCGCUUGAGUGGUUUGAGGGUUUUUUUUUUUUUAAAGUGGGCAUUCUCCUUUAACCUCUACUUUUUUCAAAAGAAACAAAGGGCCCUUA